AUGUUCGCACAGGCUGUCCUCCUCAUUGCCUUGGUCUGCAAAGUAUCAGGCUCACCCUACGUGGUCACCAACCCAAAGGACCUACAGAGCACCUGGUCCAGCCAUGAUUACAACGCCACACACGAGACCGUGCCCGGUAAUGCGAUCCGAUGGGAGUUUACCGUGAAAGGAAGAAACGGUGUACCAGACCCAGGAAACUUUGCAGCCUCAUGCCACGGCCUGCAGGUGAUUUCGGAUGACCUCGAUCUGAAGGGAAAGCCUGACUUUGAGCGCUGCAACGAUACAGCUUACGAGGCACGCCAGUACUUCUCUGAGCAGUACACGACUGUCGAGGUUCGGCGCACUGAUUAUCCUGAUCUUGGGAAGGAGGUGCAGAUCUCUGCUACGGCAAAUUAUACUUCGACCGACGACAAUAUUGUUAAUGGACACUUGAACUUUGGCAAUUUCCAGACAUCUUUCAUUUCUACACCUAUUGAGGGUUAG
Messenger RNA from Fusarium redolens, 483 nucleotides. RefSeq lists its product as uncharacterized. Lineage: Eukaryota; Fungi; Ascomycota; Sordariomycetes; Hypocreales; Nectriaceae. The transcript has a single exon. The record is from RefSeq and is a predicted model, not a curated record. Bases 1 to 483 code for a protein of 160 amino acids.